AUGCGGGAGGUGGGUCGGGGGGAGCUGGGAAUGAGAACUGAAAUGGAGAAGGGACCUCAGGGAAAGAGAGAGGGAGGCGGUAACAAAGAUGGGUGGGAAUGGACAGAGACAGCAGAUGGCAUUUACUCCACUAAAUCUGCCUAUGACGUCAUCAAGUCAAGGAACAUUGUGAAUCCUCAUCACACUGCCGACAAGCGGAGAAUGGCGGAGGUUUGGAAGACGCCCGCACCCCAUAAAGCCGCUGUUACAGCUUGGAGAUUACUCCGGAAUCGCCUCCCGACGUGUGACAAUCUGGAAAAAAGGAGAGUACUCUUGGCCGAUGAAGAUAAGAAGUGUCAUCAAUGCAACGAACACAUCGAGACAGCCUCACAUCUGUUCACCAGCUGCACAAAAACUCAGGAGAUUUGGGACGAGAUUCAAAAAUGGUGCGGGAUGUGUACGGCCAGACCACCUUCAACUACAAUGCACUGGGAAAUGUUCGGACACUGUGGAAGGAAGAAAAAGAUCCGAAAGCUGCUGAAUAUGAUUUGGAUAGGAUGUGUUUGGAUGCUUUGGAAGAAAAGAAAUGAGAAAAUUUUUGAAGGAAAAGAAUCGACUGUCGGCGAGUUCAUUCAGGAGAUCAAAGCUAGAACGUGGGGUUGGAAUCGAACCUUUGGGAUUGUGGAUGUUGCUUUGAAUUUUGUCGAGUGGAACUCUAAUGAGCUUAUUUCUCGACUUGUGUAA
Molecule: messenger RNA, 723 nt
Organism: Salvia miltiorrhiza (redroot sage)
Lineage: Eukaryota; Viridiplantae; Streptophyta; Magnoliopsida; Lamiales; Lamiaceae
Exons: 2
Coding region: 1-723 (240 amino acids)
Source: RefSeq, a predicted model, not a curated record